This is a messenger RNA of Arachis stenosperma, 483 nucleotides long. Its product is annotated as mitogen-activated protein kinase kinase kinase 17-like. Bases 1 to 483 code for a protein of 160 amino acids. Gene Ontology annotation, molecular function: ATP binding; protein kinase activity. The transcript has a single exon. The record is from RefSeq and is a predicted model, not a curated record. Gene Ontology annotation, biological process: protein phosphorylation. Lineage: Eukaryota; Viridiplantae; Streptophyta; Magnoliopsida; Fabales; Fabaceae.
AUGGCACCUGAGGUGGCCCGUGGGGAGGAGCAGGGAUUUCCUGCUGAUGUGUGGGCACUUGGGGGUACAGUGUUGGAGAUGAUAACAGGAAAGCCACCCUGGCACUAUCUGUAUGAUGAUGACCCUGUUAUGGUGCUUUAUCGAAUCGGUUUUUGGGAUGAAGUGCCAGAAAUUCCAAGCCAUAUUUCAGAGGAAGGGAAGGAUUUUCUGACGAAAUGUUUUAAGAGGGACCCUCAUGAGAGGCAAUUGGUCGAGCAACUUCUUGAGCAUGAAUUUGUUAAUACCUUUAACGAGCAUAUUGAUUAUGAGUUUGAGUUGCAUAACUCUAAUUUGCAUACUCCUAUGAGUGUGUUGGAAAUGGAGCAGGACAAUAUACAGACAGCAUCUAAUUGUUGUCCUUAUCGUUUGAGGAGUCCUAUUAUUAAUCCUAGAGGCAGGAUUAGUGGGUUGUGUAUAGUAGAUACAGAAAUGUUUGAUGCCUGA